Hirsutella rhossiliensis is the source of this 2124-nucleotide messenger RNA. Its product is annotated as alpha/beta hydrolase fold domain-containing protein. Lineage: Eukaryota; Fungi; Ascomycota; Sordariomycetes; Hypocreales; Ophiocordycipitaceae. The transcript has a single exon. The record is from RefSeq and is a predicted model, not a curated record. The coding region runs from base 1 to 2124 and encodes 707 amino acids.
AUGGAGAAGGAGAAGACGAAGCCUCCCGCCACCGCCGUGCUGAGGCCCCCGCUGGCCCGGAGCUCGUGGCUGGUGCGGGCGACGGCACUGGUCCUCGGCCUCUUUUGCCUGGCCGGCCUCUACCGUAACCACCACCGCGACCGGUCGAUAUGCUCAAAGUCGCCCUACGGCCAGUUCCCCCGCGCCGGCGACCCCUUUCGCUUCCUGCCGUGCACCAACGCGACGCUGCCGCCGGCGCUCGAGGAUGCGGAUCCACACCGGAGCUGGGCCCGUUUGUUUGACCCGGACCCGAAGCACUGGAGCUGGGGCAACGCCACCGCCCCCGACGACGCCGACCUCGAAGGGCGACGGCGUCAUCAUCACCGUCAUGGCCAUGACGACCAAUAUGCCGGACGCGCCAUCUACCUCUGCGGUUACCUCGACGUGCCCCUCGACUACACCAACCAGUCAGACACUCGCAUCGUGCGCCUGGCCGUGACCAAGCUGCAAGUCUCGGGACUCGCCCGGAAACGCCCCGGCCGAGACAAGCAAGCCGGACACAAGAGCGAGCGCACCAUUGUCAUCAACCCCGGCGGCCCCGGCGGCAGCGGCACAGCCAUGGCGUGGCGAUCGGCCGAGAUGGUGACGCGGCGUCUGAGCGGCGGGCGGUACGACGUGCUGGGCUGGGACCCGCGCGGCGUCAACGCGUCGCUGCCGGCGCUGGCCUGCUUCCCGCACGACGUGGACCGCGACCACUGGGCCCUCAAGGCCAACGAGUACCGCCAAGUGUCGCCGUCGCCGCGCGCGCAGCUUGAGUUUGCCGACGCCAUGAGCGAGGCCAUCUUUGGCGCCUGCUACCGUCUGCACGGCGACUUGGCCCGCUUCGUGUCGACGGCCUUUGUCGCACGCGACCUCGAGCGCAUCCGGCUGGCGCUCGGCGAGGAGGUUCUGACGGGCUAUCUUGUUAGCUAUGGCACCGGCAUUGGCCAAACUUUUGCAAACAUGUUUCCCGGCAGCGUGGGCCGCUUGAUCCUCGACGGCACCGAGUAUGUGCGCGAUCAUCGCCUAUUGGGGGGCUUUGGCUGGACCGCCCUCGACAACGUCACCAAUGCCUGGCACGACGGGUUUCUUGGCGAAUGUGUCGAUGCGGGACCCGAACACUGCGCGCUCGCCAAGCCCGUCAAGGUGCCCGGGAGCAGCGCCGUUGGAGCCGGAGCCGGAGCCGGCCCAGAGCCCCACUCCAACGUCACCGUCGCCGAGCUGGAGCUGCGUAUGCACACGCUGCUCUCGUCGCUCAUCGAGCGCCCCGUGCCCGGAUACACCAAGGCAACGGGCCCGUCCCUCGUCACCUACUCGGCGCUGGUGCAGGCCAUCUACGGGGCGCUGUACAACGCGCGCAGCUGGCCGGCGCUGGCGCGGAUGCUGCUCGAGCUCGAGGCCGGCAACUCGACGCUGGCGGCCGAGAUGCUGGAGCGCUCGGCGUGGGGCUACGACCCGACGCUGCCGGCCCCGCCCAAGAGCCGCCCGAGCUCCGACGAGCUGGGCACGCUCGUCAUCUGUGCCGACUCGUAUGACGCGCCCGAGCCGCCCGAGGGCAUCCGCUGGUGGGACGCCCUGUGGCUCAACAUGACGCAGCAAUCGUGGAUCGCAGGCAAUUCGCGCUUCGCAUUUGUCUUUCCCUGCCGCCACUUUGUCGACUACUGGCCCCAUCCGGCCGAGGUGUUCCGCGGCGACCUGAACCACACGCUGCGCAACCCUGUGCUUCUCAUCGCCGAGACGUACGACCCUGCCACGCCGCUCCGCAACGGCCGCCGCCUCCUUGCCGAAAUGGGCCACGCCAACGCCCGUCUCAUCGCCCACCACGGCUACGGCCACUCGUCGCGCGACACCUCGCGCUGCACCGACGCCAUCGCUCGUGCCUGGAUCCUCGACGGCGUCCUGCCCGACGCCCUCGAGACGGCCUGCUUUGCCGACGAGAAGCCUUACCGCUACCUAGAUGACGGCAAGAAGAAGACGGCUGCCGCCUCCGACGACCGCCGAGACCCCGUCUUGAGGCUCUGGGACGACCAUCUCGCCGACUUGGCGGUCCACAAUCCGAGCCUGCUCCCAAGACGCGGCGGAGAGAGAAGCAGCGCAGGUGAAUGA